AGUUGCCUUGGACCACAGCACCACCUACUUAUAGAAGCAUCCCGAGCCUCAGCCCGGCUGCAUCUCCAACGGAAAGUGCGCUCUCCAUCCCUUCGGCCUCCCGGGAGCGUUCUGUCUCCCACGGCUUGGAAACGGAGAAACCUUAGCUGUGAAGUGGCUGUGGAGAGAGCUCGGGAAACCGCACAGUUGGAUAGGGACCCAGAGAGUGAGAGCCGGCGUGCCCCUCGCCGGAGGAUCACACUCACCGGCGGGGACGCAGCAUCCCAGAGGCUGCGGACCCGCCCGCCCAGCCGCGCUCCUGCUAGGCGCGGUCAGUCCAGAGGACUCUCCGCGCACUUUCAACCCACAGCAGCCGCCCGAAUCCCGGAGGUGCCACGCGCUCCCGGCCGGUCUCGGCAAACUUUUCCCCAGCCCACGUGCUAGCGGGGCGGCUCGCUUCCGAGCACGGGAUGGAGCGCCGCGCCUAGGCACGCCGCACCGCCUGAGACGUUCAAGGCGGGGAGAUGCUGACUGCUCCGAACUGACGAGUGUGGGCCCCCCGGGUUAGUGGUGACUCUCCGUUGGCGUCUUCCCUAGCGGCGCGGUAGGCGCCGGCUCCUCGGAUGAGCCCUUCAGUUCCCGGACUUUGAGAGGCGUCUGUCCCCCGCCCGACCGCCCAGAUGCAGUUUCGUCUCUUCUCCUUUGCCCUCAUCAUCCUGAACUGUAUGGAUUACAGCCACUGCCAAGGCUAUCGAUGGAGACGCAGUAAGCGAGCUAGUUAUGUAUCAAAUCCCAUUUGCAAGGGUUGCUUGUCUUGCUCAAAAGACAACGGGUGCAGCCGAUGUCAACAGAAGUUAUUCUUCUUUCUUCGAAGAGAAGGCAUGCGCCAGUAUGGAGAGUGCCUGCAUUCCUGCCCAUCCGGGUACUACGGACACCGAGCCCCAGACAUGAACAGAUGUGCACGAUGCAGAAUAGAAAACUGUGAUUCUUGCUUUAGCAAAGACUUUUGUACCAAGUGCAAAGUAGGCUUUUAUUUGCAUAGAGGCCGUUGCUUUGCGGAAUGUCCAGAUGGUUUUGCACCAUUAGAUGAAACCAUGGAAUGUGUGGAAGGAUGUGAGGUUGGUCAUUGGAGCGAAUGGGGAACUUGUAGCAGGAAUAAUCGCACAUGUGGAUUUAAGUGGGGUCUGGAAACCAGAACACGGCAAAUUGUUAAAAAGCCAGCAAAAGACACGAUACCAUGUCCAACCAUCGCUGAAUCCAGGAGAUGUAAGAUGGCCAUGAGGCACUGUCCAGGAGGGAGGAGAAUGCCAAAGGCAAAGGAGAAGAAGAACAAGAAGAAGAAGAGAAAGCUGAUAGAAAGAGCCCAGGAGCAGCACAGCGUCUUCCUAGGUACGGACAGAGCUCACCAGUAAAAUAAAAGACACAGGGGUGGAUUUUUUUUUUUUUUUUUUUGGCAGGAGGGUGGUGGUUUUGCAAAAGUGCACAAAUCUACUCUCCACUCCUGGACAUUGGUAUGUGGCAUUUGUGCUGCUCUGACCGGUACCUGUUCCCAGUAACAUUGUGAAAGGAGGAGCCACGAAUGUGGUCCCUGUGUUAUUUAUGCUUUGAUUUGCAUCUGGAGACUGUGAAGGCUGGCGCUUGUGACCUGCAGCAGUGGAAGCAGGAAUGAGUGUGCAACCGGUGACUCAGCUGGCUGUGUGGCACCAAGGGAGCCGUCCCUGGCACCAUGGAGAGGCGGGAGGUGUGAGGCUGCAGACCAGACACCCCCCCCCCGCCAGAACAGACUUGUGCAUAUUUAUGGGAAUGAUGAUGCUCAGCAGGCAAAGCGCUAUUUCACUUGUGACCUUUCUUUCUCCUGUUGUGCAUUUUCAAGGCUAAGUGUACCGGGAUAUCUGCUUAGUGUUACCGCAUGUUGUUCUCAGCACCGGCUACCUUCCAACUGGUGUGCCCUGAAAUUGCGUGUAGCUGGGGCUCUGCUACCGGAAUCCCUGCUCAGUUUCACAGCAGCUCGGAUAUGUACAUUUCUGCUGGGGCAACAUAGAAACCUCUUAUUUACUGUAUAUUUAUGCUUUCUUCUGUGUAACAAUUCCUCCCUGAAUAAUAUUAUGUCACUUCGUUUCUAGUGGUUCCUAACCAUUGUCUGGUAAAUGACUUCUAGUUUUGCAAAUUGAUGAAUGUUUUGUUGUCCCUUGAAACUUUUCUUUUUCCUUGUGGGCUUAUUUCUCAUUGUAAGGAUAGGAUAAGCUAGUUUGUACAUAGCAUCCAGUGACCCGUGUCAAAGAAUUUGAAUCUCAGUAGACCUUCCACACUCCUCACCACAGCUCAAGCAUGAGACAUCUGACAGUCAGAAGCCAAAAACUCUCUUUGAGUCUAAGAUGUGAUGAAUUUUAUGAAACACAACUGAAAACAUGGGGAAUUACAUGCAGUCACUUUGUAGGACUCAUCAUGCAGUUUCACAGGCCAGCUAGAGAAUUUUGCACACUUUUUAAUUUCAGAGCAGUUCCUGACUUGGAAUGAUAGAGCACCUACCAAGAUUCUUGGGUCAAUGUAGAAGUUACCAUCAAAUGAAACCAUGUGUAGUUAGCAUUUGAGGAGAAAAUGCUGAAUUCCUACAACUGCUGGUCAGAUCUUAACAGGUCUCCUUUGAGCCAGAAUUUAUUUCAUAUCCAGACCACAAGAGGAACACUCUGGAGACUUCCUAGGUGACCUCUAGAGCAGUUGUUUCAAAAACAUCAUUGUCCACGUGGGGGAAUCUGUUCUUAGAGUAUUCUAAAUUGGCUUCUUGCAAAAGCAUCAUUCUCUUCCUAGCUGAUCCAGAAGAAAAUUAGAACAAAAAGAAAUGGUUGUAGAGUUUUGAGGCAAAAAAACCAAAGCAAGGUAAGGCCUUUUUUCUCAUCUUGCAUUGGCUAAACUACCUCUUCUGCAUUUUUUGUUUAACUUUUGAGUCAAAAGCAUCUUACCGAUAAGUAUGUCAUAUACAUCAUUAUGAAAAUAAUAUUGCUAUGAGACAAUAAGCCAUAUAUGAAUGUUGUAUACAACUUUAGGGUUUGCAUUUAAUCCUAAAGUGUUCACCUCCUUUCACGUCUAUUUACACUAUAUUCCUAGUUACUAAGUGGGAAGGGGGCUUCUUUAUAUAGUGCUUCAUCGUUAAUAAGACACUACCUGUUCUGUUUCUGGGAUGUUC
This is a messenger RNA of Vicugna pacos (alpaca), 3163 nucleotides long. RefSeq names its product R-spondin 2 (gene RSPO2). The record is from RefSeq and is a predicted model, not a curated record. NCBI's taxonomy places the organism in Eukaryota, Metazoa, Chordata, Mammalia, Artiodactyla, Camelidae.